AUGAAUUAUAAUUUAGAUAAUGAUAAAUAAUCAGAUUCUUAAUACGACGGAGCACUAAAUUUUCAAAAAUGCUCAUAAAUUGAUAUUUAAUAAUCUAUUUUUAAAGAUAACUAAAGUUUCAAAAAUGGAGGAGCUAUUUAUUUUUCUAAUAGUCAGAAGAUAAUAAUACAAAAUUCUUAAUUUAUUUCUAAUAAAGCUUUAACUAUGUGUGGAGGCGCUAUUUAUUUGAUAUCUUCAAAUAUUAUUAUUGUCAACAGCUUAUUUAGAGACAAUUAUUCAAUUAUGGAGAAAGGAGGGGCAAUAUAUAUCUAAGGAUAUCAAAUCUAACUUACAGAUAAAACAACUAUUAUUAAUAACAAAGCUUAUAUUGGAGGAGGAGUUUAUUAUGAUUUAGCAACUACUAAAAUACAAAAGGAUACAACUGUAAUAAUCUUAAAUAAUUUAGGACACUUUUAUGGUAAAAACCUUGGAUCUUAACCUAGAAAAAUAAAAUAAAUUAACCAUAUAAGCAAAUAGUAAACAAAUGCAAUUACGAUAUCUAACUUUUAAAGUGGAAAUUUUACUAAAUAAAAAAUCUAUAUUUAAUUAUUUGAUGAAGAAGAUGAGCCCCUUGAUUUUUCUUUGAAGAAUAAUUUUGAUAUUCUUACAAGUAGUAUUUAGUAAGAAAUAAACUUAUAUCAAAUUGCAUUCGAUGAAUAAUAAUUAACAGACCAAAUUUCAAUUUCUGUUGGUGAUUAAGCUUAAUUUGAUUAGGCUACUUAUAUGUUCAAACUUAAUUUUACAGCUUCUUUUAAAAGCUAAACCAGCUUUGAUCUAAGUUUAGUUUCAUUCCUUACAUUUAGCAAAAUAUCAAUACCUUUAAAGCUGAACUUUAGACCUUGUGAAAUUGGUGAAAUCAAAUAUUUUAGAUCUGGAUAUACUUAAUGUGAUUAAUGCUCAGAAGGAACUUAUUCUUUAGCUGAUCCAAAUAAAUCUAACCACUAAAUUUAAUGUAAUAUUUGUCCAGAUUCAGCUUAGUACUGUUAAGGGAGAUCAAUCAUUUUAAAAGAUAAUUAUUGGAGAGAAUCAGAACUAACAGAUAAUAUAUAUGAAUGCUAAUUCAAUGGAUGCAGUUAUUAAUAAGAAAAUAUAAAUGGGUGUGUUAGAGGUUAUACUGGAGUACUUUGUUAGGUUUGUGAUAUUUAAGGAGACUUUUGGUUAGAAUCAUAUGGCUCUUAGGGUAAUUAGUGUUUGAAAUGCUCCAAAUUAUAUCUAGUUUAUAUAAUAACUUCUCUAUCUAUAUUAUUUUACAUUUUAUAUAUACACUACAGCUUAAAUUCAUAAGCAGAAUAAAAAAUUUUAAUUAUUCAAUUAAAUUAUCUAAGAAAAUUGAAUAUGUUAUACUUAAGUAAAUCAAAGUUAUAGGGUUCUGACUCAGCAGGUCUUACUAAAGUCUUCUUGCAUUAUAUUUAAAUAUUCUCAACAACUAUUAACUUUUAUGAGAAUAUACCACUAAUUGUUAAACAACCAGUAGAUAUAGGAGGUAAUCCUACAAAUGUCACUUACAAAAGUUUUGAUUGCAUAUUUAAAGGAUCACCCAUAAAAAUAGUGUGGAUUAACAGAUUGCUAAUGUAGAUAGCUUAAUUAGCAUUUAUUUCUUUGAUAAUUUUCUUGUAUAACAUUUAUAAAAACAGAAAGAAUAAAAAAAAAUUUUAUGGAAAAAUUUAUGCUGUUUUCUUGUACUUAUAUUAUUAUCCUUCUUUAACCAAGCUUUUAAUUUCACUUUGCUGGUGCUAGAAAAUAGGAUCUAAUUAUUACCUAACCAAUGACUAUAGCUAAAAAUGCUUUACAAGAACACAUACUUUAACUAUGAUAUUAAUAAUACUUCCUUUAACAGUAGCUUGGACAGUAGGAAUUCCUUUCCUUUUAUUUUUAAAAAUGAGAAGAGCGUAAAAAUAAAAUAAAAGUGAAUCUAUAAGAUACACACUAACUUAUUAUAUCCUACAGUAAGGCUACAGAAAAUAGUAUUACUAUUGGGAAUUAGUAAGAAUGUUUGAAAAGUUCUUGAUAAUGUUAGUUCUAGAUAGCUAUUUCUCAAAUAUUAAGUACUUUUAACGAUUAUUUAAAAAACCUAAUGUGACUAUAUUUAGAGUAAGUUAUCUUUGGAAAAAAGUUUAAUCUAAAAUUGUUAAAAAAAAUGAGCAAACUGUUACCACAAAUUAACAUAGAACAAAUAGCACAGAUAAAUAUGAGAAAUGGCUAUAAUCAAAUGAAAAUCACAAUAGAUUUUAAAGAUCUCCAUUAUCUAAUAUCAAAGAAACAAACAGUGAUCUUAUCAUAUUUUAGCAAUCUGAAUCCAGCAUCAUAAAUCUUUGA
Molecule: messenger RNA, 2355 nt
Organism: Tetrahymena thermophila SB210
Lineage: Eukaryota; Ciliophora; Oligohymenophorea; Hymenostomatida; Tetrahymenidae
Product: transmembrane protein, putative
Exons: 4
Source: RefSeq, a predicted model, not a curated record